AUGAGCAUAUCUGUAUCUAUCUUCACAGUGACGGAUGAUGUUCAACCUCUGAGGCGCAGCGAAAGCUUGGGAUAUCUGCCACCUCACAUGUGUGAGCUGAGGGUUGUUCUGCUGGGGAACAGCUGGUCUCAGAGGAGUUCAGUGGGGAACUUCAUACUGGAAGAGACUGUGUUCAACACUGAGGAAGAACCAGACUGCUGUCUGAGAGAAAGAGGACAGAUAAAGGACAAAGAAAUAGUUCUGAUCAACACUCCAGAUCUGCUGCAUCUCAACAUCUCUGAAGACAAACUGUCAGAACAUGUAGAAAAGUGUGUGAGACUCUCUGAUCCUGGACCUCAGGUGUUCCUGCUGGUUCUACAGCCUGAAGACUUCACUGAGGAACACAAACUGAGACUCUGCAGAGUCCUGAAACUCUUCAGUGAUCAAUCAUUUGAUCAUUCAUUGAUACUGAUAUCAACACCCAGAGAGGAGAGUUCAGGUUUCAAAGAUGAACCAGACCAGCCCUUAAAAGACAUGAUCAGAAUGUGUAGAUACAGAUACCUGAAGCAGAAGAACCUUGAACGUCCAGAGCUGUUAACACGACUGGGUCAAACUGCAAAGGAGGAAAAUAGAGAGCAUGUGAGGAAAGAAACAGGUGGAGAAAGUCAGAGCAGAGAGCCUCUCAGGAUGGUGCUGGUUGGGAAGACUGGCAGCGGGAAGAGUUCCAGUGGAAACACCAUCUUAGGCAGAGAGGUCUUUGAAUCUAAAGCCAGUCAGAAGUCUGUGACCAAGACAUGCAAGAAAGCAACAGGAAAGGUUGAUGGACGGCCUGUCGUUGUGGUCGACACUCUUGGCUUGUUUGACACCAAUGAAAUGUCCAAAACUGAAGAAAAACAGAAGCGUAAUGAAGCUGAAAUUCAGGAGGAGCUUUUGGAGUGCAUCACCAUGUUGACUCCUGGACCUCAUGCCAUCUUACUGGUGCUGCAGAUCGGUCGUCGCUUCACACCUGAGGAAAAAGACUCUGUGAAUACCAUCCAGAAGAUUUUUGGUGAAAAUUCAGAAGAUUUCAUCAUGGUUCUGUUCACCAGAGGAGACGAUCUGAACAAUCAGUCAAUUGAAAGUUACAUAGAAGACGACUGUGAUGACUCUGUCAAAAACCUGAUUAAAGAGUGUGGAGGGAGAUACCAUGUCUUCAGUAAUAAAGAUCAGACAAACAGAGCACAAGUCAGAGAGCUGCUGACAAAGAUUGAGACCAUGGUGAGAAAAAAUAAAGGCUGCUGCUACAUGGAAAAGGAACUGAUAGAAAAACUGUUUCAGAAAGAGAAGGAGGAACUUCAAAGACAACAAGAGCAAGAAAUUGAAGAGCUGAACAAAAAAAUAAAUGCACAGACUUCUGAACUGAAUCAGGAGAGAGAGAAGAAAGAAGAAAUGGAGAGAGAAAUUGAGAGCUUGAGGAAAAAACAGAAAAAGAGAGAGAGAGAGAGAGAGAAGGAG
This is a messenger RNA of Epinephelus fuscoguttatus (brown-marbled grouper), 1473 nucleotides long. RefSeq names its product GTPase IMAP family member 9-like. Lineage: Eukaryota; Metazoa; Chordata; Actinopteri; Perciformes; Serranidae. The annotation marks the transcript as partial. Gene Ontology annotation, molecular function: GTP binding. The transcript has 3 exons. The record is from RefSeq and is a predicted model, not a curated record.